UCCGGCUCGAAACAUCGGCUCAAAAACACCAUGUGGAGUGUCAUAUGUCCUAGUUAGCCCUACAUUUCUUCUAGUAUUAUAAUAUUUUUUCAGCAAAAAUAUGAAUUUGUUACCGCGUACCGCCGAGGAGUUCAGUUCGGCAGAGUACUGGGAAAGAUUCUUUAAGAAGCGCGGAGAGAAGUCCUUCGAGUGGUAUGGCGACUACAACAAACUGUGUGGGGUGCUGCAUAAAUACAUCAAAAUACAAGACAAGGUGCUGGUGGUCGGCUGCGGCAACUCGGAGCUGAGCGAGCAGCUGUAUGACGUCGGCUACAAACAUCUGACCAACAUCGACAUCAGCGAGACCGUCGUGUCCCACAUGAACCAGAGGAACGCCGACCGUCGGCCCGGCUUGACGUUCCAGCAGGUGGACGCCACUCGGACGCCAUACGAGGACGCGUGCUUCCAGGCGGCUCUGGACAAGGGCACUCUGGAUGCCAUGGCGGCCGAGGAAGAAGGAGCGCUGGCGAGGAAUAUGCUCGCUGAGGUAGGCCGCGUGCUGAGUGUGGGCGGUAGAUACGUGUGCGUCACACUGGCUCAGGAGGCCGUGAUCCGCCUGGCUGUGGAGCACUUUGCCCAGCUGGGAUGGGCGGUGAGGCUUCACUGCCUGCAGGAAGAAACCAGCGCGGAUGAGGCGGAGGGCUCCUUCGCUCUGCCCGUUUUCGUCCUGGUCUGCACCAAGUUCCGCCAGCCCAUGCUGACGCCCAUUUUGGAGAUGUGCCUCGGCGAAGACGGGGCCCCGACCCGCCUCGCGCGGGUGGCGGACUUGCUGACGGCCGUGCGGGAGCGUCAGGCGUACUCGGUCCUGAGGAAGAGGCUCCGCACCGGGACGGACGCCGCCGCCAACCUGUCGCUCACUCUGUGCCAGGCCAAGACGGGGCUGCCCAGAUACACGCUGACUGUGCAGGAUUCACCACCCGGGACCAAAGUGCCGAGGUCCAACCCGUUUGCCAUUUUUAUUGUGCCUCAAGGGAGUGAGACAGCGUGGCUCUACAGCUCCAGCGAGGGACGCCGGCAGCUGGCAGCCAGCGCUAACUUUCGCCGCUUGCUCAUUGUGGCCAUGCACAGGAAUCAGGAGUACGCCGACAUGCAGGCCGUCCAAUCAGAACUCUCGCCGAUGGUGAUGGACUUGGCUCCGCCGGGAAUGGCCGACAAUCAGCAGGUCCCCUUUCUGUCCGUCGGCGGCGACCUGGGCUGGCGAGAGGUGGUCAGCAGGGGCGUGAGCGAGCACAGUGGGGAGUACUGCGUGGAGAACGUCAGAGGGGAGGACGGCGAGCUGUACCGCAGACUGGUCUUCCUGUCCAACGUGGAUCUGGUACAGUCUGAGAGUCGCCUCGUCUCCUCGAUCAGCGCAUCCAGUCACAAGAAGAAGAGCAAAAAGAAAAGCAAACAAUCCUCGGCGGCGCCGCCGUCCUCUCUGUCAGUGCACAGCGGCUUCCUGUGCUGCGCUCACCACAAAGUCAUGGUCGCUGCCCUCGCCAUGCUGGACUUGGACAUGGAGAACGACAAAGAUGUCCCUGUGUCGGUGCUCCUGGUGGGACUGGGAGGAGGAGGCCUGCCUCAGUUCCUGCGGGACUUUGUACCCGGUGUUUCUGUGGAGGUGGUGGAACUGGAUCCGGCGGUGCUGGAAGUGGCCAAGGAGUGGUUCUGCUUUCGUCCCGACGAUCACCUGACCGUCACGCUCGGGGACGGCCUGGAACGCAUCUGUGCCUUGGAAAAAGAAGGCGGACGCUUUUUUGACGCCAUAAUGUUCGACGUGGACAACAAAGACAGCACGGUGGGUAUGAGCAGUCCGCCUGCUGCCUUUGUAGAAAGCGCCGUCUUGCACCAAGUCAGUCGCCUUCUAACCCCUAAAGGUGUUUUCAUACUUAACCUGGUGUGCCGAGACUCCGCCUUGAGGAAAGACGUGCUGGAGCGUGUGAGCCGCGUGUUCCCGACGAUCCUCUUCAGGGCGAUCGACGGGGAGGUGAACGAGGUGCUCCUCUGCGCUUGCGGGGAAAGCGUCCCGUUAGCGUCGCUGAAGCGAGCGAGCGGCCGCCUGCAGAGCGCGCUGCGCUCGGACGUGAGCAGGGGGCCCCAGAUAGACAUUGCUGACUUGUUGAAAGACUUGAGAGUCGCGUGAGAGCACCGGGCACUUAAGUACGGAAGUAUUAAUGUACAAAACCCAAAACCAGUGAAGUUAGCACGUUGCGUAAAUGGUAAAUAAAAACAGAAUACAAUAAUCUGCAAAUAAUUUUCAACUUAUAUUCAAUUGAAUAGACUGCAAAGACAAGAUACUUAACGUUCAAACUGGAAUUUUAUUUAUUUUUUCAAAUAUUAUCUCAUUUGGAAUUUGAUGCCUGUAACAUGUUUCAAAAAAGGUGGCAAAAAAGAUUGAUAAAGUUGAGGACUGCUCAUCAAACACUUAUUUGGAACAUCCCACAGGUGAACAGGCUAAUUGGGAACAGGUGGGUGCCAUGAUUGGGUAUAAAAGCAGCUUCCAUGAAAUGCUCAGUCAUUCACAAACAAGGAUGGGGCGAGGGUCACCACUUUGUCAACAAGUGCGUGCGCAAAUUGUCCAACAGUUUAAGAACAACAUUUCUCAACCAGCUAUUGCAAGGAAUUUAGGGAUUUCACCAUCUAGAGCGCAGGAAGCCUAUCUCAAUCAGUGCGUCUGUAAUCCGAUACCCGUGUACUAAUUUGCUUGUCUGUAUUUCAAUCUGUGUGUGUGUAAUGAGAUUUGCAUAUUUUAUUUUAUGUCCAUAUUUAGAUUUGUGUGUUUGUGAAAACAAAUCUGUCUGUACUUGUGUGUGUGUGUGUGUGUGUGUGUGUGUGUGUGUGUGUGUGUGUGUGUGUGUGUGUGUGUGUGAGAGAGAGAAACAAUCUGAAUCAGAAAUACUUUAUUAAUCCCAGAGGGGAAAUUUGAGAUUUUCAGCAAAAUCCCAUUCAAGAGCAGACAAAUGUUAGAGCAGGGGUCCCCAAACUACGGCCCGCGGGCUGAAUACGGCCCGCCAGCGUCCAAAAUCCGGCCCACGGGAAGUCUCAAGUUUUGUCUUUUUAUUAGUCCGACCGCUUCUGUUAGCUACCUCUCUUUGUUUAUAAUGUCUAUUUUCUGCUGGAUCUACUCUCUAUUUUAUGCUGCCCUUUUAUUUGCUGCAGCUGUUACAUAUACUGUAAUAUUGUACAUCAGGGGUGUCCAACUCAUUUUAACUCGGGGGCCGCAUGGAGGGAAAUCUGUGCACACGCGGGCCGGACUAUUAAAAUCAUGGCAUUGAAACUAAAAAAAUAAAGACAACUUCAGAUUGUUUUCUUGGUCUUACUUUGGCCAAAAAC
This is a messenger RNA of Nerophis lumbriciformis (worm pipefish), 3351 nucleotides long. It is a transcript of the gene mettl13, whose product is annotated as methyltransferase 13, eEF1A lysine and N-terminal methyltransferase. The record is from RefSeq and is a predicted model, not a curated record. Lineage: Eukaryota; Metazoa; Chordata; Actinopteri; Syngnathiformes; Syngnathidae.